Prinia subflava (tawny-flanked prinia) is the source of this 2719-nucleotide messenger RNA. RefSeq names its product ubiquitin-like modifier-activating enzyme 6. The record is from RefSeq and is a predicted model, not a curated record. Gene Ontology annotation, biological process: DNA damage response; ubiquitin-dependent protein catabolic process; protein ubiquitination. The transcript is spliced from 29 exons. Gene Ontology annotation, cellular component: nucleus; cytoplasm. NCBI's taxonomy places the organism in Eukaryota, Metazoa, Chordata, Aves, Passeriformes, Cisticolidae. Gene Ontology annotation, molecular function: FAT10 activating enzyme activity; ubiquitin activating enzyme activity.
CUCUCCUCUUCGUAUGCUAAUUAGCUCAUCAGUCUCUUGUGCCUGCACAGUUGUCUCUGGUGGUCUCUCACGGGGGUCUCAGCGAUGAAGGCAGAAGUCUUCCUCUGAGAUGAACUUCUGACCCUGCCGCCUUGCGCAUGCUCACUGGUGCUCUGGUCAUAGUUCAAGCUGUAAGUGUAAACAAAUCACAUUGAAUCAUGGCAGCAGAUUCUAUGGAAAUUGAUGAUGCUUUGCAUAGUCGCCAGAGGUAUGUUCUUGGAGACACAGCAAUGCAGAAGAUGGCUCAGUCCCACGUGUUCCUGAGUGGUAUAGGUGGCCUUGGUGUGGAGAUUGCCAAAAACAUCAUUCUGGCCAGGGUAAAGGCUCUUACAGUUCAUGACACCAAGCACUGCACAAAAUGGGAUUUGGGGAUCAACUUCUUCAUCCAUGAAGAUGAUGUUACCAGUCAAAGGAACAGGGCUGAGGCCACACUUCCUCAUAUUGCAGAACUCAAUCCAUAUGUCCAUGUAGCAGCAUCAACUGUGCCACUAGAUGAAACCACAGAUCUGUCUUUCCUAAAGCACUACCAGUGUGUCAUAUUGACUGAAGUCAGUCUGUUGCUGCAGAAGAAGAUAAAUGACUUCUGUCAUGCUCAGCAGCCACCUAUUAAGUUCAUCAGUGCAGAUGUGUAUGGAGCAUGUUCACGUUUGUUUUGUGACUUUGGUGAUGAAUUUGAAGUGCUGGAUACAACAGGAGAGGAGCCAAAGGAAAUAUUCAUUUCAAAUAUAACACAAUCAAAUCCUGGUAUUGUCACUUGCCUUGAAAAUCAUCCGCACAGGCUUGAAACAGGACAGUUCUUAAACUUUAGGGAAGUUAAUGGAAUGUCGUGCUUGAAUGGAUCCACACACCAAAUAACAGUGGUGUCACCUUAUUCCUUCAGCACUGAUGACACAUCAGAGAUGGAGCCUUACUUGCACGGAGGUAUAGCUGUGCAAGUGAAGACGCCCAAGAUGUGUUACUUUGAACGGCUGGAGAAGCAGAUAACAAAUCCAUUAUGCCUUGCUGCAGAUUUUAGCAAGCCUGAGGCACCUUUGCAGAUCCAUGUUGCCAUGCUUGCCUUAAACCACUUCUAAAAGAACUUUGGUCACAGACCGAAGAUUGGAUGCCUUCAAGAUGCUGAGGAAAUGCUGAAAAUAGCCAUGUUUAUAAAUGAAACACUGGAAAACACACCUCAGGUGAAUGGAGAUGUGGUGAAAUGGCUGUCUAGGACUGCUCAGGGAUUUCUGCCUCCUUUGGCUGCAGCAGUGGGUGGUGUUGCUAGCCAGGAAGUCCUGAAAGCAGUAACAGGAAAAUUUUCUCCAUUGCAGCAGUGGCUAUAUAUAGAUAUGUUAGACAUUGUAACACCUCUAGAGAAGGCGGGCUCUGAGGAGUUUCUCCCACGGGGAGAUAGAUGCGAUGCCUUGAGGGCUUGUAUUGGAGACUCUCUGUGCCAGAAGCUCCACGAUUUGAAUGUUUUCUUGGUUGGCUGUGGAGCGAUAGGCUGUGAAAUGCUGAAAAACUUCACACUUCUUGGUGUUGGUACUGGGCAAGACAAAGGAUUGGUUACAAUUACAGAUCCAGAUUUGAUCGAGAAAUUCAACCUGAACAGGCAGUUUCUUUUUCGACCUCAUCACAUACAGUGGGCCUCCACGGUGAUACCCCUUGAUGCACGAUUAAAAGAUGGAAGAUUGUUUUGGCAAUCACCAAAGAGGCCUCCUUUCCCAGUGAAGUUUGAAUUUAAUGAUCCUUUGCUCGUGGUGAUAGUGAGCACAGCAAAACUCUUUGCAACAGUGUACUGUGUUCCUUUCACAGAAAAGGACUUGUCAGAGGAAACCAUUUUGGGGGUCAUUUCAUCUGUGAAGGUACCAGAGUUUAGACCUUCAAACAAAGUUGUACAGACUGAUGAAACUGCAAGAAAACCAGAUCAUGUUCCCAUCAGCAGUGAGGAUGAAAGAAAUGCGAUUUUCCAGCUGGAGAAGUCUAUACUAUCCAAUGAAGUUCUCUUGCGCGCUGACUUGCAAAUGAAGCCCAUCUCCUUUGAGAAAGAUGAUGAUAGUAAUGGGCACAUAGAUUUCGUAACAGCAGCAUCAAACCUGCAAGCCAAGAUGUACAUCGAGCCAGCAGAUCGGUUCAAAAUAAAGCGCAUUGCUGGAAAGAUUAUUCCUGCCAUUGCAACAGCUACUGCUGCAGUAUCAGGGCUGGUUGCACUGGAACUCAUCAAAGUUGUCGGUGGCUACCCAGCUGAUGCAUGUAAGAACUGUUUUCUGAACCUAGCCAUUCCCAUAAUGGUCUUUACAGAAACUGCUGAAGUAAGAAGAAUGGAAAUCAGAAAUGGGAUAUCAUUUACCAUCUGGGACAGAUGGACAAUUUAUGGGAAAGAGGAUUUUACUCUGUUGGACUUCAUAAAUGCUGUCAGAGAGAAAUAUGGAAUUGAACCAACUACGGUUGUACAAGGAGUCAAAAUGCUCUAUGUUCCUGUGAUGCCAGGCCAUAUUAAAAUAUUAAAGUUGACGAUGCAAAAGCUUGUGAAACCAUCAGCUGAUAAGAAGUAUGUGGAUUUGACAGUAUCAUUUGCUCCAGAGACUGAUGGACAGGAAGACUUGCCAGGGCCACCUGUAAGAUACUACUUUGUUCAGGAAGACAAUUGAUGGUAGAGACACAAAAGUCACUCAUGGACCAUUUGUUCUGGGAGUGUGCUAAU